Messenger RNA from Lingula anatina, 8868 nucleotides. RefSeq names its product sterol regulatory element-binding protein cleavage-activating protein-like. Lineage: Eukaryota; Metazoa; Brachiopoda; Lingulata; Lingulida; Lingulidae. Gene Ontology annotation, biological process: SREBP signaling pathway; regulation of cholesterol biosynthetic process. Gene Ontology annotation, molecular function: protein binding; sterol binding. The record is from RefSeq and is a predicted model, not a curated record. Gene Ontology annotation, cellular component: SREBP-SCAP complex; Golgi membrane; endoplasmic reticulum membrane.
AUAAGGAAAAUGUUGGUCUGACAGUGAAUACCUGCCGUGUGUAUCCUAGCCUAGGCAUAGUUUCAACAGAGAUGACAGCGAGGGAAGACGGUACACAGCAGUGUAGUGAAAAAGAUUAAUUUAUGACCGAUGUUCCAACAACUCGUGCGUCAAGAGUAACAUAAUUGCGACGAUUUGUUUCAACUGUGAGUUUCUAUAAGAAAGACGUGGAGUUUAGUGUUAAGUGUUUUGUUAAAAGAUGAGUAUUUCCAGAGUUUUGGGGACCGUUUAUAUUACAUGUGACAGUUUGAAGAACUCCACAUAAGUGGAUAUUGCGAAAGACGCUGACAAGUUCUAAGAAGGAGGCAUCACCCUGGCCUACAAACAAUUCCAUUGAUUCAGUACAAACAGCUCCAGAUGUACAAAGACCUCACAGAAAACAUGAUGCUAUGCUUCUGAACAACUGAUACCUCUACUGUGAACUUCAGUAAAAACUUUUUUUUGGAAGUGACCCUUAUUGACAGAUAUCAGGCUACACAGAUCUAGUAGAACAGAAAGUAAAGAACACAUUCUGGUGGAGUUAACAGAGACAAUGCAAUCAGCAUUUCCACAGUACUUCAACAACUGGUGAAAGAGUUUGUGAGUAAUAGUUGUGGUCUGCAGAUGGUUUUGUUGAGACUCAUACUGGAAACAGUUCAUGUUACAUGUGCAUGAAAUCUUUGCUAUGAAAACUCUCUCUGUUCUCUUAUUGAGCUAAACUAUGGCUUGUAUCUAUAGGAAUGCUGUCACGUAGGAAAAUACAGCAUUUGUAUCAUUGAAUUAUCACAGUUUAGAUGGUGGUUCUGACCACAGCUGUCUUGUAUUGUUAAAACCAUACUGUACAUUAUUAUAACAGCACUUGUUACAAUAGCAGUAAUCACUGGCCUAUGAAAUCAUUGUGGUCCCCUUUGUUAAUGGAGUCAGACAGCAGUGAUUGAAGUCUACAUUAACUCUCCUGUUUGAAGAGCAGCAAACACCAGUUGUCUAUUUUAACACAAAGACUUCAGAAAACAGGACAUAUUGUAACACCAGAGAAGUGAACAUAAAGCUGAGGCUUUCUUAGUUAAUGGUGGCAGUGUUAGUCCAUAUGUACAUGACCAUUUCACCUCUGAUAUAAACUCAUCUAGUCAUUAACCACAGUUUAGAUAUUUUUACUACCUGUAUUUAUUGAAGUAAGAGUAAGAUAUUGAUUUUGUGAUCAGCAUGGGAUGUUAGACAAGUGUUCUGUGUCAAUCUCAGCACGGAACAAAUGUGCUGAUAGUUAUAAAUUCUUCUGUGUGAUUCCAUGAAAUUUGGCAAACAAUAGUGCUUUGUAUUUGAGAUUGAAUUCUUCUGAAAUAUCAGAGUUUGUUGGUUUAUUUGCUCAGUUUGAUAUUUUCAGUAAGAUCUGUCUGUUACAAGAUAGCAUUGCUGAUAUUGCUUCAUUUUUUGUUGUUGUAUGUAGUUUAUAUAGCCUAUCUGUGUGAAUGCUCUUUGUUACUUUAUAUUGCACAAAGUCUGUUUAUUGUAUGUUAGUUUUUAUCCAAUAAUCUGUUUUUGUAGCUUCAUUACUGAGUUGUGAAAUUUUUUUCAUAUUAUGUACCAGAUUUUUAACACCUUUUGAUAAAUAUUACCAUAAUUGUUAAAGAUAUAAAUAUAUUUUUGUUUUCUGUAAUCUGAUUUAUUUGAAAAGUUAAAAUUCUCAAGUAAGUGGCACUGUUUAGGGUGAUUACAAAUAUUUGAACAUAUGUUGAUACAUACUAGUCAUGAGCAGCAGCAUUAUAUGUGGAAUCACUUGUGUGAAAGGCAACAAAUCAAACAUUCUAAGGAUACUUAGCUAGUGCAGGAUAUUGUGUCAGCAGUACUAUCUCAGAUCAAGCAUUUAGAUUGAGAGAUACGGUAUUCUCUCACAGGCAGCAAACUCAGUUGAAUCUUCACGAGUUUGACAAGACAUUUACAGAAGCUAUACUCUGUUGUUAAAGAAGCAGCAGUACUUCAGUCCAGCAGAGAGGAUUCCACCUACUAGUAGUGACCCUCAGGUUGUGACCCCCAGGAAUUGAUUCCGAGGUCGUGACCUUCAUAUAGUGACCUUGAAGUGACCUCUAGACAGUGACCCCAAGGUCUUGUCCUUGCCGUGACCUUCAGACAGUGACCCGUAGUGACUCCAAGUACCCAGUGUCCAGCAAGAAUGCAGCGUGUGAAGGAAAGAGUGGCAGAGGUCUACUACUGCUAUGGACUAGUGUGUGCCAGUCAUCCCUAUGCCUUCAUCUUUAUGGUCAUCAGUAUCUCCUGCUGUAUCUGCUACCCCCUGCUGAGUAUUCCUCUCCCAGGUAACGCCCCCCUGGAGCACUCCGUCCCUGCCCCGGGGUACAGGUCUCCCCCAGACUACAUCAACCUGACCACACUGACUACAGAGACAGUGAAGGGUCCCAGCUGGUACCACGGACCCCCAGUGGCUUAUAUUCAGCAAAUCAUCAUACGGUCGACAGUGUCGCCAUGGGAACAGUCCAAGAUGAUCCGCAAUGACGCCUUCCGUCUGCCGCUGGCCAAGGUGUUUGAACUGUUGGACCAUCUGAACAACUUUCAGUAUAAACACAAUGGUAAAGUGUAUUCCUUGUCUGACUUCUGUCUGCAUGUAUCAGAGAGUUUACCUGAGAGAAAGUUGAAGUCUGUGCUCCCCCAGUNCUGUCUGGUCUUAUCUCCUGCCAACCUGUGGAAUAGAGACCUGGAGAAGUUUCAGUCCGAUGGGGAAAUCAUCAAUACCAUUUACAAGAAUUAUGGUGCCAGCAACAUGGAGAUGGUACCACCAUUGAGAGAGUUGCUGUUUGGCAUGGCCUGGAUAGAGACGGGGAUAUCCAGAUAUUUCCUCAGGAAUCGUCAGCGUGUCAUCUCAUAUGCUGUCACUAUCAUGCUGCAGUCUUACAAUGAAAGUUUCUUCAGUGCUCUGAAGGAGAAGCUUCACCAGUUGUACCCCCACAGUGCGACCAGCUUUAACUCCACAGCCGCAGACACUGUGGAGAACAUCUACUUCAAAGAUGUCCACAACUUCCUCAUGGAAUAUAUCCCUCUAGUGGUGGCCUAUGUGGUGCUGUUUUUAUACCUCUACUUCUCUGUGUGUAAGAUUCAGAUGGUGAAGUCCAAGUGGGGUCUGGCAUUCAGUGCUGUGGCUAUGGUCCUGGCGUCUUUACUCAUGUCACUGUCCAUAUGUACAUUCUUUGGUCUCCAUCCCAGUAUUAACAGAGGAGAAAUCUUCCCAUACCUGGUGGUGGUGAUAGGCCUGGAAAAUGUCCUCGUACUCACCAAGUCUGUGGUCUCCACUCCUAUAGAUCUGGAUGUCAAGAUACGCGUGGCUCAAGGUCUUAGUAAAGAGAGCUGGUCCAUCACCAAGAACUUCUGUCUGGAGUUACUGAUCGUGGUGGGAGGUUUCUUCACCUUCAUCCCUGCCAUCCAGGAGUUCUGUCUGUUUGCUGUGGUUGGUCUGUUCACAGAUUUCUUCCUCCAGAUGGGGUUCUUUGUUACCGUCUUGUCCAUUGAUAUCCGCAGAAUGGAGCUGAAUGACCUCCACAAGCAGCACUUGCAGAUGAGCCCCAAGGAGCGAACCACGCCCAGUGUCAUGCCCAGUGCCACGCCCAGCCCAGCCCCAGGGAUGUUACUUCACUGCCCUGUGAUGGACUGUUUUAAAGGACCUCAGUUGAUGCAGCAGCCCACAAGAUCACAUUCUAGUCUCCCCAAGUCUACAUCAGCCCCUGCCUUCCACACCCCACAGAGAAGUAUUGGCCGUCCCCCCACACCACCGCCAUCCCCCUACGGCCAGGACGAGUUUAUCUAUAUGUAUACAGACCCAGACAGUGAUCUGCCACGCAGGAUACGCCUUAUUUACUUCUGGGCAAGAACCAGGGUGGUACAGAGAGUUAUCAUGGUAUGUAGACUGUCGGAUGGGGAAAUCAUCAACACCAUUUACAAGAAUUAUGGUGCCAGCAACAUGGAGAUGGUACCACCAUUGAGAGAGUUGCUGUUUGGCAUGGCCUGGAUAGAGACGGGGAUAUCCAGAUAUUUCCUGAGGAACAGACAGCGUGUCAUAUCGUACGCUGUCACUCUUAUGCUACAGUCUUAUAAUGAAAGUUUCUUCAGUGCUCUGAAGGAGAAACUUCACCAGUUGUACCCCCACAGUACGACCAGCUUUAACUCCACAGCUGCAGACACUGUGGAGAAUAUCUACUUCAAAGAUGUCCACAACUUCCUCAUGGAGUAUAUCCCUCUAGUGGUAGCCUACGUGGUGCUGUUUUUAUACCUCUACUUCUCUGUUUGUAAGAUUCAGAUGGUGAAGUCCAAGUGGGGUCUGGCAUUCAGUGCUGUAGCUAUGGUCCUGGCAUCUUUACUCAUGUCACUGUCUAUUUGUACAUUCUUUGGUCUUCAUCCCAGUAUUAACAGAGGAGAAAUCUUCCCAUAUCUAGUAGUGGUGAUAGGACUAGAGAAUGUCUUAGUACUCACCAAGUCUGUGGUUUCCACACCUAUAGAUCUGGAUGUCAAGAUACGUGUGGCUCAAGGUCUUAGUAAAGAGAGCUGGUCCAUCACCAAAAACUUCUGUCUGGAGUUACUGAUUGUGGUGGGAGGUUUCUUCACCUUCAUUCCUGCCAUCCAGGAGUUCUGUCUGUUUGCUGUGGUUGGUCUGUUCACAGAUUUCUUCCUCCAGAUGGGGUUCUUUGUUACUGUCUUGUCCAUUGAUAUCCGCAGAAUGGAGCUGAAUGACCUCCAUAAGCAGCACUUACAGAUGAGCCCCAAGGAGCGGACCACGCCCAGUGCCACGCCCAGUGUCAUGCCCAGUCCAGCCCCAGGGAUGUUACUCCACUGCCCUGUGAUGGACUGUUUUAAAGGACCUCAGUUGAUGCAGCAGUCCACAAGAUCACAUUCUAGUCUCCCCAAGUCUACAUCAGCCCCUGCCUUCCACACCCCACAGAGAAGUAUUGGCCGUCCCCCCACACCACCGCCAUCCCCCUACGGCCAGGACGAGUUUAUCUAUAUGUAUACAGACCCAGACAGUGAUCUGCCACGCAGGAUACGCCUUAUUUACUUCUGGGCAAGAACCAGGGUGGUACAGAGAGUUAUCAUGGUCAGCACAGUGAUCUGGAUAGCAUUGAUAGUGUACAAGAGUGGACUCGUAGAACACCUUGUCAAACACAACGCCAGCACCUUUCCAGGUCAAGGUCACAGUCAAGGUCAGAGUUACAGUCUGCCUCAAAAUGUGGAGAAAUUUAUCGGGCGUGAGGUUGACUAUCAUGCCUACACAGAUGACCCUGGUGACUACUCCACAAGGGGAAUGAAGGAGAGCUCUUUUGAAGGUGGAGGUAGCCAGGUGGCGUCCCAGUUAGUUCACUCUGAUGGCCAGAUGUGGCGGAAGUUAUCGUACCAACACUGGCCCUCUCUGCUGGAGAUGUAUAACAUAAGUACAUCUGGAAGUUAUGUGAGCAUUCUUCCCUCUGUCCAUCUGUCCAUUGUGGCUGAUCCCGAGGCUGCCAUACGGAUGCGUCAUCCCAAGGAGCAGGAAGAGAUGGAGGAGCGCCUCAUUAAGGCCAAGACGUACUUCAAUGGAGAGAACUUGGUUCCCCAGAGUCAUGUGCAGGGCCCCUUGCCACUGUAUGCUCACUCUACCAGAGAACUGGUGAUUACAGUGAUCCUGGGUGUCAUGAGUGUCUUCCUGGGUAUCUACUUCAUGAUGAUAUUGUACAGAUGUGUGUGUUCUAGGAACUAUGCCAAGUGGAGAAGUUCUUGGAGUAAGUCAAAGAAGAGAACCAAGGCAAGCCCUUACUUUAAGAUGAUCAAAGAGGCACUGCCACUGAGGCUGAUAGGCCAUAACCAGGAGAUAGAAUGUAUGGUGACAGACGGCCCCCUGCUCAUCAGUUGCUGUCUGGGGGGACAGUUACGUGUCUGGGACACCACCUCUGGCGAGUGCCUCACUGUCAUACACAGAAAAUGGAUAACUCCCCCUGACGAUCGCACUCCUAUACCAGGUAGAAACAUCAAUGACAGCGACAUGGACUUAUAUGCCGAGUACCAUGAGGCACCACUGCUAAAACCAGAACCAUCUGACAUUGUGAAAAGACGAGAUGGUCACAAACCAGUGGCACAAGACCCCGUUUCCACCCAGUUUGUCAUCCACCGCAGACAGGACAGGUUUACCAGCAUUCCUGAUCUUACAGGAACCAUUGACACUAACUUUUCAAGUCUUCUAAACAGAAGAUCUAAACAAGACAGCCCCAAUCCCCAGUCCCCAGGCAGCAUUGCGUCCAGUGAACCUGGCUAUGACUUUGCCUCCAAGUUUUCCCCGUAUUACCGAGAGCACCAGCAGCUGCAGGUGGAGAGCAGGAGGUACGAACAGAUGAAGGAGCAGCACAGGAGAUCUCUGGGAGACAUGGAGGCCACGACACAGCGCCCUGGAGAUCUGGGGAGGUACAGAAGUAGAAGUUUAGGCACCAAUGAUGGCCCAGUAGAGGCUGUGACACCAGACUGUCUUGCUGUGAGAGGGUCAGCUCCUGCCAUCUGGUGUCUGGAGUCACAGGACAACUUGAUUGUAGCUGGUUGUGGAAAUGGCAAAAUAGAGUUCUGGGAUGCGCUGUCAGGCAGCCUGAAGUGUCUGUAUGAAGGCAGCAGGUCUGGUGUUACUGGGAUAUGUUUCCAAGGAAAGAAGUAAAUCUGGGAUGUAUUGUCAGGCAGCCUGAAGUGUCUGUAUGAAGGCAGCAGGUCUGGUGUUACUGGGAUAUGUUUCCAAGGAAAGAAAGUGAUAGUGGCCAGACUGGAUGGUACUCUAGAUUUCUUGGAGUUGGAAACAUACACGCAUUCUCCCGUCAUUCCCUCCUCGACCACACCGCCCUCCGUACUCCACAACAGGGGUUUAUCUCACCGUGCAGCCAGCAGACAGCUAGGUUCCACUAUGGCCAACACAGAGAUGAAACCAUGGGAUGACAUCAUACACUGUUCACAUAUUGUCACGGUAACGGCACAUCAACAGCCAAUCAACAUCCUGGAGAUGGCAGGGGGGCGUGUCGUAACUGCCAGUCAAGAUCAGACAUUAAAGGUGUACAGGAUAGAAGACUCUUUGUGUUUAUAUACAUUACAUGGACAUACAGCCAGUGUGACUGCUCUAUUCCUAGAUAAGGGUGCUCCUCUAGCUGCCGCCAAUGAUUUCAUUAAUAUAACAUCUCUUAUCCCAUGUUUCCAGGGUUGUAUUGUACUGUGGGAUCUCUCCAAGGGACAGCACUUGCGCACAGUCAGACUAGGAAACUGGGACAACUCCGUCUUUGUUAGAAAUCUGGUCACCGUUGGCAACUCUGUUAUCAUCAGUGACUAUGGCAAUGAGCUGAGGAUUGUCCAUUUCCCGUCUGUCUUGGAGAAAGUGGACUGAGACAUGAAGAAGGUUUGGACAUGAAGGUUGCUUACCUCAUCAGUAUUACAAUUUAUAUUCAUCAUUUGGGCUGGACAAGGUGCCAAACACGGAGCUCUAUGGCAAAAUACCGAAAGUUGAUCACAAAGAAGUGGCAAAUAGAUUUCUGCUCUGGGCGCCCACACAUUUCUUAUUGGAGCACAUCAGUGAGCUUGCCGGUACCAUGGAGGACCAUAGGGUAUGGAAGCCUAAUUAUGGAGUCACCUAAUUAAUGAUGUUGACAGUCGACUGCAGUGGAGAUGACGAUGUUGAUGAUUACCUGGAACACAGCUACUGUCUGCGGAAGUGACCACAUUGUGUCUGUGCUUUGAUCCUCUGUGUUGGCAGACGCAGACCGUCCAUGGGACAAAUGUUUAAAUGAACAUGUUGUAACUGAGUGCAGAUCCUCCAUUGGCUUCUGUAGAUAGCACAGAAUAACACUGUCAACAACGAAGGGUUGAACAUAAAACAAGGCUCAGAAUGGUAGAUGUCCACAUGUAAGAAAACAAUGGACUAUGAAAUUCCACUCUUCUCUGUAAAAGUGGACUUCGUGCAUUGAAGUAUUUUAGAAUGGAAGUGAAUUGUAAGAACCUCUCACCAGAGGGCAGUGUGAGCAUCUCUCACCAGAGGGCAGUAGCUGCAGACUGGAUUCAUGGAAAAAAUGACACUGUUUUAAGAUACAAAAAGUCCAAGGGGAAAGAAGUGGGCUCCAGACAAGUCCCCAGUGACAGUGGCUAUAUCAAUAAAAAACACAUGGACAGUAAUUAGUUAAGAAAGCCUCAGAAUUCCAGAUGAUAGAAAGAAAUUCUCCCAGCUCCCUGCUGUCUCUGAUCACUGUACGUAUGUCAACAGCCGUGUGUCAACAGCCGUGUGUCAAAGCUGAGACAAACUUUUUUGAUGGCUACACAAACAGAAGAGUCUCAGCUGGAACUUGGGUUUUUUAUCAAAAGCUAACCAGAAUUUGAGUACUGGCUUCCCUUGCCUGGGCACAUUGGCUUACAGUCCAGUUGUUCAUCUUUGCGCUUAUUGAUUUAUUUCAGUGGUGAAAUUUGACAUAAAUAAGGAAGACUCAUUUGUAUUUUCAUUGAAUUUUGAACAAUUCUAUAUUAUGUACAGAAUCGGCUUCAUUCUGGUCACUGGUUGCCCAUGUCAUACAUACUGAAAGUGAAGGAAAUGAGUAGCAUGUCAUACAGCCUGCUGAUCACGCCACUGUUGAGCUUUUGUAAACUGCAGUGUAAUAAAUUAUAGAACGGUUCAUAGAAGCGUUUUCAUGAUUUUAUUUAGAGAACUAGUUUCCCAAAGCCUGUAUAAGACUGUAUAUUUACCCUUAGUUAAAAUGCAAAGUUCAAUAAUCAUGUCUUAAUUUAAAGAAAAAAAAACUUUCUGUAAUACAAUUUUUAAAAGUACACAAGACCCUAAAAUGACACAAUGUUCAAAAUGUCAUGGGGAAAUAA